Molecule: messenger RNA, 1092 nt
Organism: Metarhizium robertsii ARSEF 23
Lineage: Eukaryota; Fungi; Ascomycota; Sordariomycetes; Hypocreales; Clavicipitaceae
Product: Protein kinase, catalytic domain protein
Exons: 5
Coding region: 1-1092 (363 amino acids)
Biological process (GO): regulation of mRNA processing; spliceosomal complex assembly; protein phosphorylation
Molecular function (GO): protein kinase activity; ATP binding
Source: RefSeq, a predicted model, not a curated record
AUGGCACUCAGAAACACCUUCAAUUCUGCGGCACGUCGUAUGAAGUCUUCGUUUAGCCACUCCUAUAAACGGCUACAUUCUUCGGGACCCGUUUCCGAAGAAAACAUAACACGGUACUGUGUCGGGGGCUACCACCCUGUGAGAAUUGGAGACUUGUUCCGUGACGGCAAAUAUAAAAUCAUCAGCAAACUUGGAUAUGGUGUUUAUUCCACCGUCUGGCUUGCCUUUGAUCUCGAGUCGGAGCGGCAUGUUGCGCUCAAGAUUCUCACAGCCGACUCUUUCGGACAUGGAAACGACACCUUUGAAAUCGAUAUUCUCAAACGCAUACGAAGUGAGAUUGCCUCCGACCCCGGAAGACACCAUAUUCUUCCGCUGCUUGAUAACUUCAAGCAUGAUGGUCCAAAUGGAAAUCAUGCCUGCCUUGUCUUCCCGGCCAUGGGCCCGGAUAUGUCCAAGUACAGGCGACUUUUCCCAAAUCUGAGAAUUCCCUUGCCUCUCAUGAAGGAUAUUUCAAGACAAUUUCUGCUCGCUCUAUCGUAUUUACACGACACAUGUCAAGUCAUACACACGGUCUCAGACAUAAAGCCUCAAAAUAUCCUAAUUCAGACUUCUGCCAUAAAGAAUAUGUUCAAGCACGCACCGUCUGAAGCAUUUAAGCCAGACAGCUUAGCGCUGCCUCCUCCGCUGGACUUUUACACUGAAUCUGCUCAAGUCUCCUCCGCGGAAGAAGAUUUAGCUCACUCGACCGACAUCUCCAUUAUGUUGGCAGAUUUUGGUACAGCAAGCUGGUUCGAAAGGCACCUCACAGAGUGGAUCCAGCCUCAAAUGCUGCGAGCUCCCGAGGUGAUACUCGAAGCGAAUUGGGAUCACAAGGUUGAUGUAUGGAAUCUGGGACUAAUUAUAUGGGAACUUGCAGAGGGACGACUUCUGUUCGAUGGCAUGUGGACUCCGAGUGGCCCGUAUUCACCUGAAGCUCAUUUAGCUCAAAUAACUGCCGUGUUUGGCAGUAUACCCAGGCCAUUAUUAGAUCGAUCGAAGAAUCGACAUCGAUAUUUUGACACUGACGGUAUGGAUACCCUGCAACCUGGUUAG